AUGGAUGAAUGGAGCCAGCCAUGGGAACUGUUAAACACAAAAACAUGUGAUAGUGACUUGAGAGGUCCAUGCAAAGGACGGUGCAAGGGAAGGGGAAGGGGCCCUGCCUCCCCGGGGAAGUGGAAAACGCUUGCUGGAGGAACAGUUGAGUGGAUCCAGUGUAAGGAGACGAGAGUUGAACAGGGCUUGCGGGUGAGCAGAAAUGAGCAAGGCACAUCCUCAACUGCUAUCACAACUUUGGUAAAGGAAUGGAAGAAUCAUUUAAAAUCUUGGAUUUUUCCUUCUAUUCCGUAUUACGUUCCUGCUGGGAGACCACAGUCCCUGGUUGGUGACAGAGAGAAAAUACUUCAUUUUCAUGUUCUCAUUCUCUUAUCCCUAGAUGCCUGUGACCCUCCGCAGUACAACUCUAUGAGGCCAACUGUUGUUAAAUCCAGUUAUAAUCCUGGGGAAAAUGUACAAUUUCAGUGUCGCCCAGGAUACAAGCGUAUUAUACCUCUUCUUCCCGUAUCUUCUGUUUGUUACCCUAAUAACACAUGGACACCUCUCCAGGAGGCUUGUACAAAAAGAUCAUGUCAACAUCCAGGAGAUCCCAUAAAUGGCCAUAUGGUCAGCAUAAAUGGAAAUUUUCUCUUUGGAUCACAGGUUCACUAUGCUUGUAAUGAGGGUUAUCGAUUGCUUGGGUCAAAAGUUAUUUAUUGUGAACUUUCUAGUAUCGACGAUAAUACAAUGACUUGGAGUGAUAAUCCCCCUCUAUGUAGUAGGAUAUUGUGUCUACCACCCCCAAAAAUAACAAAUGGGAAAUAUACCAAUAGUGGCAAGGAAGAAUAUGAAUAUAAUGAAGUGGUAACUUAUAGUUGUGAUCAAUCAAGUGGAUCAGAUGCAUAUUCACUUAUUGGAGAGAGCAGACUUGUUUGUACCGGAAAUGGUGAAUGGAGUGGUAACCCUCCGCAGUGUAAAGGUAAUACUUCCAUUUUCUUCCUUCUUCAUUUGUAAAUAUUUUGGAAACACUUGGUAGAUACCUACUUACAAGUAAACAAAACAGCCCCAUGUGCUUGUUCCUCCUGUUAAAUUGGUUUCUAAUUCAAUUUAAUACAGGUAAAAUUGACUCAAAAAUAG
Herpailurus yagouaroundi (jaguarundi) is the source of this 1116-nucleotide messenger RNA. Its product is annotated as membrane cofactor protein-like. The record is from RefSeq and is a predicted model, not a curated record. The coding region runs from base 1 to 993 and encodes 330 amino acids. Lineage: Eukaryota; Metazoa; Chordata; Mammalia; Carnivora; Felidae. The transcript is spliced from 5 exons.